Messenger RNA from Spirodela intermedia, 3590 nucleotides. NCBI's taxonomy places the organism in Eukaryota, Viridiplantae, Streptophyta, Magnoliopsida, Alismatales, Araceae. The record is from the annotation of a GenBank genome assembly.
AUGGCUGGAACCGCGGAGGGCUCCUCCAGUGCAGAUUCCCGUACAAGGUCGCCGUUGACGUUGGUUUCCGAUCUGGGACGGGGGCAAGGGCAGAUUCUACGCUUCAAGCUCUUCGACAGCCAAGUAGAUGAGGGCUUCUGGUGGAGGCUCUCCUCUCUCAAGCUCGACGUCCUUGGCCUCGAUCAGUCACCCGUCAAUGUUACCGGCAAGUCCCUACCAAUCCUCUCCUUCCCACGCGGGAUCACCCUCUUCUGCGCAGAUAAUUUCUUGCGCAAAUUUUCACGAUCUCGGAGCAGAUAUUCUCCGAAUGGGUCUCUAAUCGCGAUUCUGCCCUGGUUAUCGCUCGUAGCGUGAGGCAUUUUGGAUUUCUCGGUCUCUCCUGAUAGAUUUCUAUCACUUCCAUCGUCUAACCAUCGAAGUCGUCACAAUUGACGGAUCGUAGCAUGCGAGACCAGCGUAACCGUUUCUACUUUCUGCUGUUCUUCCUUGACGAAGAUGAUGAUCAACUCUCCUGCAACAACGCGGAACCCUAAAUGAUAUAAUCCUUUUGCUGAACACUAAAAGAUUAAGCGUUUCGUUGACAGGUUUCUUCGCGCCGUGUUCACAUCCUCGAGUUUCACAGCGCUUGAGCCUGCUUGCCGAAUCAUUACCCGAAGUUUCCGGGGAACAGUCGGCAUCAUCUGACCCAGCUCAUGGCAAUAGAAACAGGUGCCCAGUUCCUGGGAUCCUUUACAACACAAAUACGUUGGAGAGCUUCCAUGCGCUUGACAAGAAGAACCUUCUAAAGAUGGAAGCAGAGAAGGUAGUGAAUAAUUUGCAGUUCAUGGAGUUCCAUAUCUACAAAGUAACGAAUAAUUUGAUGUACACUUUUUACAGUAGUUCACUGUUCUUCAGAUUUUGCUGGACAUAUCUUCAGGAAAAGUAGAGGAGGAGUGCUCCUCCCUCUUAAGAUUUCUCGUUAUUUCGUUUGCUGAUCUUAAGAAAUGGACAUUCCAUUACUGGUUUGCGUUUCCUGCUCUGGUGCUGAAUCCUCCAGCAACCUUAGUUUCUCUCCAACCGGCUUCUGAGGUGUUCAGCACAGAAGAGGUAUAUGUGAUCAAAUGAAGUGAAUAAGCCAUCAUAUUACACGCUAGUUAUCUCUCCCUUUCUUUAUCUUUGCAGACAGACAGUUUGACCACAGCUUGCAAUGAAUGGCGUAGCUCAAGUCUGACCGCAGGUUUGGUUUCUCUCUCUAAAACGAAAACCCCAGAAAAUCAUUCUCUCCUUCUUUAUUAUUUUCUCGGUUCAUGAUGAGACUCUCCCCAUAUGUUGACAGAUGUGCCAUUCUUCCUUGUUAGCAUCGCUAAUAACUCACGCGCCACAAUCAGACCUUUGAGAGACUGGAAAUCUUGUCAAGGUGACGGCCAAAAGGUUCGUCAGAGGCUGGAUCACCUGGUCUCCAUGCCCCAAUGAAACCAUGUCUUCUGUAGAACAUAAAUCACCUGACAUUCAUGGCAUUUAAUGCAGUUGCUGUAUGGGUUCUACGAUCCAUCCCAUAUUAUGAGUAAUCCCGGCUGGCCUCUUCGAAACUUCCUUGCUUUCAUCUGCUUGAGAUGGAAGAUUGAGAAGGUCCGCUUCUUCUGCUACCGGGAGAAGCAUGGCAUGGCCGACUUGGGCUCGUCCCUUGUCGGGGAGGCAUCAGUCUCUGCUCCACAAGGUACAGUGGGGAAUGUUUGUAGUCUGGAGUGUUCAAGAGCUAGAACUAGUUCCUACUCAGAUCUGUGGUCUGUGUCCAGAUUGGACAGAGCGCCGAUCUGCGCCUCAGGCUACUGGCUGGGAACCAAAUGCCAGCGGGAAAUUGACAUGCAGGACCGUCAACCUCAAGGAAUCCAUGGAUCCUGUCAGGUACUGUGCGUUGAAGAUUUGCUUAAUCCAGAUUCUGAUUUCCUAAAAACUGGGCGGUCUUGAUCUGAUGCAGCUUGGCUGUAGCUGCUGCUGACUUGAACCUAAAGCUCAUGAAAUGGCGGGCAUUGCCGACUCUGGACAUUGGUAGGUUGUCUGGCGUCAAAUGCCUCCUUCUUGGUGCUGGGACUCUCGGAUGCCAGGUUGCUCGUAUGCUCAUGGUUCGUGUUUGAGGAAACCCCCUGAAAGCCCCCCCCCCCUCUCUCUCUCUCUCUCUCUCUCUCUCUCUCUCUCUCAAAGGAGGUCUUUUGUAUUCUGUGUGCAUCCAGGCGUGGGGAAUCCGGAAGAUCACGCUUGUGGACAACGGACGUGUGGCAAUGUCUAACCCAUUGAGACAGUCUUUAUAUGAGUUGAAGGAUUGCCUUAAUGGGGGUGACAUGAAGGCUAAUGCAGCUGCCAACAAGUUGAAAUGCAUAUUUCCAGCUGCGGUGGUUUUCCAAACUAGGAAUUUCUCUCGUUAAUUUUUCUUGAUUCCUUGGGAUCCCUGAUUCUCUGUUUUUUUUUGCUUUUUAUAGGAAGCUGUAGGCGUUAUAAUGUCAAUACCGAUGCCAGGGCAUCCAGUUCCAGACCGAGAGUUGACCAGUGUGCUUGAAGGCUGCACAAGCCUCCAGAGCCUGGUUGAAUCACACGACGUCGUUUUCUUGUUGACUGACACGAGGGAGAGCCGCUGGCUCCCGACUCUUCUGUGUGCGAGUCUCAACAAGGUGAGUCUCAUCAAUGCCGCAUUCGACUGUUAAAGGAUGCAUCUUCACUGGUGUUAAUCUCCUGAUACGCUCUAAUGGCCGCUCCCUUUUACUUUUCAGCUUGCUAUUACUGCAGCUCUGGGAUUCGACAGCUUCCUUGUGAUGCGUCAUGGUGCUGGCCCCUCCGCCCCUGCCGAAGCUGGCCAAGAUGGGCAAAGUAGUCCGCUGCCAACCAGUGAAGAUGGCGGUCGGUUGGGUUGCUACUUCUGCAGUGAUGUCAUCGCUCCAACUGAUGUAAGCCCAUAAAAUCUCCAUGAUCUUGCUCACGAUGGGCUCAGAAACCUAGCCAAGUACUAAGAAAUGCGGCUUAUUUCCACCCAAUUUCAGUCAACCUCGAACCGUACAUUGGACCAGCAGUGCACGGUCACGCGGCCUGGGCUCGCCCCGGUUGCUUCCUCUCUAGCCGUGGAGCUCUUGGUGGGGAUUCUCCACCAUCCUAAUGGGUAAGAUGCUCUGUUUCUGUGGUGCAUUCUUUUCACCAACUGAGAACUGACAUUGGGUGGGUCUGAGUCUGCAAAGGAUGCAUGCUCCCGCCGAGCUCGCCAGCUCUACAACAACCGCCGAUGACCGGCCCCUUGGGAUCUUACCUCACCAGAUCAGAGGCUCAUUCGCCCAAUUCUCCCAAAUGACUCUAUUAGGCCACUCGUCAAGCAGCUGCACCGCCUGCUGCAGUGCUGUGAGUUGACACUUGAGAAAAUGCUCUACUUGGUUGGGACAAUUUGUGUUCACUCUUGUGAUGUUCUUCUUCAGGUGGUGUCCGAGUUCAGAAGGCGGGGAAUGGAGUUUGUUCUUCAGGCUAUAAACCACUCCACCUAUUUGGAGGACCUCACUGGGCUGACGGAGCUGAUGAAGUCAGCCGCCUCUUUUGAUUUGGAGUGGGAUGAUGAUGCUGAUGCUGACCUCUAA